UCGAGCCCACCAUGAACCAAUCGGAGCAAGCCAUUCAGAGUCAGGCGGGGAUAUGCAAAUCCAGUUUGAAAAGUACAGCGGGAAAUCUGAGUUUCGCGGGAGGACCUUCGCGCGUAAACCGCAUCCCUUCAUUCAUUGUCAGCUUCCUGGAGCCAUUUUUCAGCCGCGGCAGUGGCGGGGCGGUCGAGCCGGGGCCCUAGUACUCUCAGCCGCGCAAUCCACCGCCAUCUGCCUCCCCCGGUGCUUGAUACCCCUCCGCUGAGCGUGUCCUAUGAAUCCUGGGCUUCUCCUCUAACCACAUCCCCGGCUAUUUCCAGCGCAAAGGCCCGGAUCGGAAGGAGGGAGAGCGAUCCCGGCCCGGGGACAGGAGCGGCGCUGGAGUAGAGCGGGGGCCACUAGUCGGGAAGAUGAGAAAAGGAAUCCAGGGCGGGCGCGAGAAGCUGCUUCUUCCAGGGCUGCAGGGAGCGGACAAGGGUUCCGGUCUGGCGGGGGGGUUCAUCGCCGGGGGAGGCGUUGGCGCAGGGGGCGGCGGAUACGUUCAGAUUCUCUCUUCCCCCGGUCCCCAACUACAUCACCACGGACUGUGUAUCCCCGAGCAAACGGGCAGUUUCAUCUACUCUACCCCUCACGGACCCGCCGCCAGAGCCGGCCAACUCCAGCCAACAUUGGGGCGCCCACCGGCAAAGAGACGACUAGAACUUGGUGAUGGAAGCCAUCAGUAUCUCUCCGAUGGGCUAAAGACACCAAAAGGCAAAGGAAGGGCUACCACACACUGUCCAGAUAGCCCAAAAACUCCAAAGUCUCCCUUGGAAAAAACCCGAUAUGACACUUCCCUUGGACUCCUGACAAAGAAGUUUAUUCAGCUGCUCAGCCAAUCUCCUGAUGGCGUUGUGGAUUUAAACAAAGCUGCUGAGGUCCUGAAGGUGCAGAAAAGAAGAAUUUAUGACAUCACAAAUGUACUAGAAGGAAUUCACCUCAUUAAAAAGAAAUCUAAGAACAACAUACAGUGGAUGGGCUGCAGUUUGCCUGAUGAUGGAGGCAACUUGGCAAAAUCUCAGGAACUUUCUAAGGAACUCUCCGAACUUGCUCAAGAGGAGAGUAAACUGGAUGAGUUAAUAAAGAACUGUACUCUAGAUCUAAAACUCUUAACAGAAAAUGCAGAGAAUCAGAGAUUAGCUUAUGUAACGUAUCAAGAUAUACGCAAAAUCAGUGGCCUUAAGGAACAAACUGUCAUUGUAAUAAGAGCCCCUCCAGAAACAAGACUUGAAGUGCCUGAUCCGGUUGAGAGUUUGCAGAUCCAUUUGUCCAGCAGCCAAGGAGCAAUUGAGGUAUAUCUGUGUCCUGAAGAGAGUGAAUCCAGCAGCCCAGUAAAGCCGUGUAGUCAAGAUCACAAUGGAAAUGUAUCUAAACCUAAACAACAAUCCAAAGAUCCGCUGUCCCCGAACAUGGAAAAUGGGAAUUCCUCCGUGGAAGGGAUAUCCCCUUUAACCUCUCCAAGCAACCUCCUUCAGCAGACAGAAGAUCAAAUAUCUUUAAAUUUGGAUGCCCCUUUUGUAAACUUGCUUCCUCCUCUCAUGCAAGAAGAUUACCUAUUAAGUCUUGGUGACGAGGAGGGCAUCAGUGAUCUAUUUGAUGCUUAUGAGCUGGAAAAGCUGCCAUCUUUGGAUGACUUUAUGUGCAGUUGAUUGCCACACUAAUUAAUCCCUUUUACUUGAACACCGUGUGAUGAACUAGUCUGUUUUUUUUUUUUUUUUGUUUAUUUUUGUUUUUCUCCUCCCCUAUUUGAAAAUGAAAGCAGAAUUUCUCGCUAAUAACCACACCACCAUCUCUCCUGAGCCAUCCCAACAAGCCAUCUAGAAGAAUUGAGUAUCUCUACUGAUAAAGAGAAUUAAUUUGCUGCUUCAUCAGGGCUAUGCAAGAUUUAGGGGCGAUGCUUUGGGAUCUACCAAGGCCUUAACAUUCAACACAAUGUUGCUGAAUUUUCAGGUCUCCCAGUGAAUCUUAAUGACAUUACUCUCAGCCUGUGCCUUGGUACUUUAUGGCUUUGCGCCUCCCCAAUAAAUGGCAGUCGUCUGGGAAGGUUGUGGGGGUACGUUUUAAUAUUGCCUACUUUUCAGCUGUUUUACAAAAUGAAUUUUAUUCAGAAUGAUGCAAAUAAGAUUCCAGCUUCCUCCAUGAAUUGUGCUUAGCUGUACUAAAGUGCCUGCCAGUUGUUUUUUUGUAACUAGAAAAAAAAUUUGAUGUACUCCAGUUUUUACAGUGCUUUAAUACACAAACUGUUCUAUUUAGUUCACGGUGGGUAUGCUGCUGAAAUGAUGCUAGUAAGCGUUUCCCCACUAAACUCUUGGGGUGUUGAUCUCCCUUAGGCUUUGUAAGGGAAUGUGCAGACAGUUGCUUAAUUCUCAUGUUACAGACGGCCGAUUGUAAAGUCUGUACCUAUAAGGUUGAAUGCUAGUUUGUUGCAGCAUGUUCUGCAUUAGAUGCAGGUAGAAGCAAACUUGCACUUUAUCAUUUGACUUGGGUAUUGUGUUCAUGCAGCUGUGCAUUCAGAAAUUGGGGAUAUUUCUGGUCAUAGGGAGCAGUGGAUUUGCAUUUAGAUUGCAGAGUCGGAUGCCCCCUGAAUGUUACCAGUAAGUCUCUCAUGCACACUAUUCUGAAACACAAUCCCAGUGUAAGUAUAUCUGCAUCCCAUUGACUAUUAGGACAUCUGUUGUUCCCUUCCCAAUUAGGGUUCUGUAUUCGGCCGCAUCUUUCGCGAAGGAUUUGGGGGUUCGGCCGAAUCCAAAAUAGUGGAUUUGGUGCAUCCCUAGUUUUCAUAUUCGCCUCACAGCUAAACUCUUGACUGGGUGCUAAUUGAGAAUGUGAAAUACAAUUACAUUUUUGCACUCGCUUUGGCAAAGAUCUUCUAUUUAUGUUGUGAACAUUAGACACAGCCAUAGGGAUUUCAGAAUACUUCUAAAUGAAGUUAAAUGCGUGUUCUGAAUUUGUUUCUGCAAGACUAUAACGUUUACCAGGCUAUGCCUUUUGGCAGCACAAAACUGGCAGUUAAAUAAUUAACAGGCUACGUAUAUAAUAGUAAUUUUACUAUACAUUGUAGCACAGGGGUCUCCACAACAUAUCGACAGCCAUUACCAUCAGGUUUUCUGGUAGCAUUUGUCGCUGCUAUGUGGGCUCACAAAAUGGAGAGGGUGUGCAGAGAAAUGCAAGUCUGUUAUAAAUGUACUUUUAUUAAAUGGUAGCUAUAUGUUAUCAGUGUUAAGCGUGUAUGUAUAGAUGUGUGCAUAUUUAAUUCGUCAGGUCUGUGGAAGUCGACAUUUUCUGCUCUGUGUAAAGGAGAAUUAGGCAUCUUAUCUGGUGGGGAGGGGCACAAUUCUAAAUUAAGAUUUCUUGUUUUAUUUAACUUUGGGGUUUUUUUUUCGUUUGGUUUUGUGAAUGAAUUUUUGUGAGCAUGUUAUUGUGUGUGAGAAAAUUAUUCCGGGUGGAGAAUCUUGGUUUCCAUAUUUAUAAGAUUUACAGGGAGGCAAACGGGUGGAUGUUUGUAAGGAAACUUCCCUCCGUUACGGGAUUUAUUUGGGUGGGAGGAAAUUGCUUCCGAUUUUGUGGUUAAGCUAAAACAAAUGUAAAAUAAUGUAAAAAGCUUUUAAAUGCAAUUUGUAAAUAGUCAUUACAGGACCACCUGUAGUUUAGCUUUGUUGCUACUUUGAAUGGAUGUCCUUUGAAUACAUUUUUGUAAAGUAAUCAAUAAAAUAAUUUUUCUAAA
Molecule: messenger RNA, 3760 nt
Organism: Xenopus laevis (African clawed frog)
Lineage: Eukaryota; Metazoa; Chordata; Amphibia; Anura; Pipidae
Gene: e2f3.L
Product: E2F transcription factor 3 L homeolog
Exons: 7
Coding region: 408-1685 (425 amino acids)
Biological process (GO): regulation of DNA-templated transcription; regulation of transcription by RNA polymerase II
Cellular component (GO): nucleus; RNA polymerase II transcription regulator complex; transcription regulator complex
Molecular function (GO): protein dimerization activity; RNA polymerase II cis-regulatory region sequence-specific DNA binding; DNA-binding transcription factor activity, RNA polymerase II-specific
Source: RefSeq, a predicted model, not a curated record